CUUUUUAAUUUUUCCCCUUACAUCAGUCCUUCCAGCCUGCUUGGCUGUUGCCAGCUGCUCCCCUCUGCUGUCACCUCACCUUUGCCAACAGCAGUGAUGGUUGAAGAAGGGAGAAGUAAAUCUGCAGCUGAACAUCCCCCAGCACUCUUCAUCGGGCUCUGAAGACAGCCAGGACCUGGCUUCUGUGGUCCUGUGUAUGAUGUUUGUGCUGCCCUGGGAGACCCCAGCCCUGACUGGGGGUGGCUCAGGCACUUCCCUUUCUGUCCCUACUAUGGUGUUAAAUCCUCUUUGACCAGCCCCUUCCUGGUGUCUUCUCAGGGCCAAAGAGUGCUAUGGCUGCUGCAGGUUUGUGCUGUCCUAGAGCUACUGAAGGCUGCUGGAAGGAUUCUGCAGCUGGAGGUGAUGCUAGGGUCAGCUCCACCUUCCCCUCCCUGCCCUGCAAGCUGUUCCAUUGUAAGUGUUGCUGGUUGGAGAUAUUUAGGGUUCUCCCCAAAAAAGCAUUCCCAAGGAAAGCAAAGCUGAAAUGCAGCCUUCUCUGUGGAGUGGCAAAUGGCCCCAGGGGCUGCAAGAAUUAGAGAUGAAUGUGAGAUCGGGGUGAUCUCCAAACAACCCAGCCUGGCUGUGUCUGGAGGGAGGCUGUGUUAAUGCAAUCUGGGGUUACAGGCACAAGCUUUGCCUUUGGAAAGCAAAACCAGAGCAGUCACACACAGCCUUUGCCCAUGUAAUGAAGCAGGCCUUUGUGGGGCCAGUAGCUGGAUGUAAAUUCUAGUUAUAAUCUAAAGAUAAUAAUUGGCAUUUCCCUUUGUUGUUCUUUAAGAUUUUUCUUGGGAUCUCUUCCCAUUUUGCAGUUAAAGCUGAACAAAAAUGAGUGCAACCCAUUUAUUCCCCCAUCCUGCUGCAAACCAGAGUGGUUGCAGGCAGCUGAGCUGGCAAGUACUUUCUCAGUACUGGCUGUACAUGGUGUCAGUAAUUCCAGCAGCAUCCCGUGGAAAAGACUGGUGCAAGCAGCAUAGAGGUGAUUUCUCCAAAUCCUGGGGCCAAAGCCAAAUCCUACAAGGGGAUUUUGCAGGUUUGCUCCUUCUUCACUGGAAUGUUAUAAUCCUGUAGUCUUUUACAUGGACUUGUAGAUUGAGUUAUUUGGCCUUUUACUGUUUCUCUGAUGCAUUUCCCCUGCCUUGCCCCAGACAUGUUCCAUCCCUGGCCAGAUUCUGCAAAUGAGGAGAGGACAGGGACUUCUGCUGUGCUUACCAGCGGUGCUGGAGAUGCUGCUGCAGGGCUAUUGUGGGUUCAGGACAGUUUUAGGGGGUCUGGCAACCCCCUCAGGCAGGCCCUUCACAUACUUGCUUGCAGCACAGCAAACAGGAAAUGUGUGUGCACCGGUAGUUGAGUGCAACCCAAAAACGGAAAGCUGCCUUGAGUAAGAGAAAAAUGACAGCUUGGGUGCGGGGCUGGCGGGUGCGCAGCAGCAACACCCUCGGCUCAGGGCUGAUAUCCCCCUGACCUCAGGGAACCUCACAGCACGGCCAGACAGCGCCUUGAAGCUCAGGGUACCUUUCAGCACGCAGAAAAGUACCCAGCUGUGAGCCAUGGCUGAACACCGGGCAGGUGCCAAGGGCCGGCGCAUGGGCUCCAGCCGUCGCAGGCAGCUCUGCAAGGAUCCUGGCCGCAGCGAGGAGCCACCGUGGGCAUCUAAAGUCAUGCAAAGGGUGCAGGACUUCAUCCAGGGGCACCAUAAGGACCAGACAGGGUUCAUCACCCGCUCAGACAUGCAGAAGUUGCAGGAGAAUGAUUUCCCAUGCAGCACAGAGGAGCUGGAGCUCCUCUUUGAUGGGCUGGAUGCUGCUGGCACCGGGCGGUUGAACACUGAGGAGUUUGUUGCCGGGCUCUGGCAGUUCCUGAGCUCCCAAAAGGCCAGCAGGGACCAUCGCCAGCGGAAAACAGCAUCCUGGAGGAACUCAGUCCUUGCCGGCCCAUUGUUGGAGGGGGUGGACAGUGAGGAGCAGAAACACUUUGCAGCCUUCAUGGACCAGCUGGGCACAGAUGACAUCUCUGAAGAGCAGGAGAUCUGGCAGCUCUGGGCCAAGCUCCGGAAGGAUGAGCCCCAGCUCCUGGGCAACCUGGAGGACUUCCUGGCCAAGAUGAGGCACCGCAUCCAAGAAGCCAGGAGCAAGAAGGAGGCCUUGGAGGUGACCCUGAACAAGUGCAUGGCUGAGCACAACCUGGAGGUGCAGCGGCUCUGUGCAGCCAUGGAGCAACAGAUCCAGCAGGAGCAGCAGCGGCUCAUGCAGGAGAGCAUGGCCCGAAGCCACUUGCAUGGCAUGGAGCUGCAGCGAGUGCUGGAUGCCAGCGAAAGGGAGGUGCAGCGUUUGGUCGCAGCACAGGUAGAGCUGGAGACACGGUGCCACAGCCUCCGCAGCAUGCAGCAAGCUGCCAGCACCGAAAAGCAGCAGCUGGAAGAGAGCAACCGGGUGCUGGAGGAGCAGCUGCAGCACAUCAACCUGCAGCUGCAGCAGACCCAUGGGUGCCUGUGGACCACAUGGGCCACGGUGGCUCAGGAGCACACAGAGGAGCUGCAGGACAGAGCAGUGGCAGAGCUGCCUGGUGAGACGCCGCCAUCCCUGCAGAUGAGUCCAGAGCAGAGUGAGAAGUACUGCUCAGAGAUGCAGAUCAGGCUGGGGUCCCGAGUUGGCAAGCCGCAACGCAAAAACACCCACCAAGUGGUUUGGGAAAAGCUGCCAGCAGAAACAAGCAUUUCAGGACUGCCAAGAGCACUCUCUGUAGAAGAGGACCCUUUCCCUGAAUUUCUGAAAGAGGAACAGUUUUCUGACCAAGGUUCUUUGCUAAGAGAGAUGAAUGAUGCAAUAGCAGCUCUGAGCGUGCAGCUGGUGCCACAGGCACCAGCUACACCCACUGCACUGGCAGAAGCUGCCUGUUGCCUGCAAGACGAUGCUGAGCCCCAAACAGGACCAGAGGCAGCAGCACUGCAUGGCUCAGCCAUUGGGGCCCCACAGGAUACCCACGUCGGUCACAAGCUGUUCAAAGUAGACCUGAGAGAGGGACGAACUGCAGCUGAGCUUCCUGCUCGGGACAUGACACAGGCCGGUGCGUCCACUGAGGAGCUGGGGGCAGAGCAGGGAAACAGCUUGGAGGGAGCAGGGCAGGGCCUGGAGGUGCAAGGGACUUUACUUGGGAAGGGAAAGGGUGCUGAUGAGAAGGAGCAGAUGCUAAAGGAGGCUGAGCGUCCACAAGGUGCACCUAGAGAGAGCACAGAGACAGCUGAGCAGGCAUGGGUGGAGGUGGAGGGAGCAGAAUGGGUGCACAAAAAGACAGAGCAGGAAAAGGCACAGCCGCCAGGAGAUGCUGAAGAAGCAGUGUUAAGCCAGGGAGAAAAUUUGGAGGCAACCCCUGAGGGCUGGGAACUGGAGCUUGCACCAGGUUGGGGCUUUGCCAGAGAUGUGCUUGGGGUGCCGGGAGGGUGCCUGGAGCCAGAGCUGACAUGCAGGGGUGAGGUGCAAAUGGCAGCAAAGCAGGAAGACGGUGUCCUCCCAGGGGUGACAACAGUUCCCAACCCCGAAAAUGUAGAUGGGGAAGGUGAUGGUGCAGAGGUGCAGUCAUGGGGACAGGACAAAGGAACGGUGCAGGUAGAUGCAGACCCAGCUCAGGUGCAUGGAGCAAAGCAUGGCAGGAGUCAUGGAGCAGCCUGCGAGCUCCCAGCUGAGGCUGCAGAGGAGGAGAGGGGUGCAGGAGAGGCAAUGCAGGGAGGGCAAGGUGAUGCUGGGCUACAGCCCAGUGGGGAAGAUUUUGGGGACAUGAAGGAAGGGACCGCACAUGCACACGUGCUACAGCUAGAGGCAGUGCCACAAGCUGAAACACAGGAAGGGGCAGUGGUGGCAGAUGUGCAACAGCUGGAGGCCCUGAGCAGUGCUGCCUGUGUGCAGCUGCCUGCAGAGAUGGGGGAGCUUGAGGCAAGCCCAGGAGGGAGCCCGGCGGCAGAGCUGCAGCGCCGAAGUGUUGCUGGUGCCCCAGGUACAGUGCAGGCAGGGAGCAUGGGGCCAGAUGUACAACCCCUGGAGGAGGCUGGUAGAGCAGAGCCAGGGCUGGAGGAGAGAACCAGUGCUGCUGCAGUGCUUGGUGAGGGCCUUUCCCCAGCAGAAACCCCUAUGGGGAGCCUAGGUCUGGCUAGGCUGGUCCUGAUUAAUGCUCAGACACUGGGAAUGGAGGAGGCAGAAGACUCUCCAGCAGAGACUCUGCUCCAUGGGGGUCCUAUCCCAGAAGCCUCAAGGGUUGUGGGGCACCACAUGGCCAUGCAUCUCAGGGAGGAGGCUGAGGAUGGGGGACAAGGGCCAAGCAAGCCUGGGCUGCCAAAUCAGCCUCUGCUUGAUCACCAGGGAGCAGAAGCUGGGCUGGCAGAGGGGGCUGCUUCAGAGGUGCCACCACAGGAGAAGGCUGGAAGCAUGGAGGUGCUGGAGGCCCUGAGCAGUGCUGCCAGCGUGCAGCUGCUUGCAGAGCUGGGGGAGCUUGAGGCAAGCUCAGGAGGGAGCACAGCAGCAGAGCUGCAGCACCGAAGUGUUGCUGGUGCCCCAGGUACAGAGCAGGCAGGGAGUGUGUGGCCAGAUGUACAACCCCUGGAGGAGGCUGGUAGAGCAGAGCCAGGGCUGGAGGAGAGAACCAGUGCUGCUGCAGUGCUUGGUGAGGGCCUUUCCCCAGCAGAAACCCCUGCAGGGAGCCCAGUCCCUGAUGGACUGGUCCAAGAUAAAGCUCAGGAAUUGAAAUUGAAGGAGGCAGAGUCACUUGUGCAGGUGGAGGAACUCUUAUCAACCCCUGGAGGGAGCACAUGGGCUGACCUGCAGCCCCUGGUUGCAGCAGGGACUGGGGAAGUGGCACAGAGCCAGGCUGUGGCUUUGGAAGCAGGGCUGCGCAGGGUUCACAACACAGAUGCGUGGGAUGGGGAUGCUGAUGCACUUGUGCCCCUUCCAGCUGUGGCUGCUUUGCAUCAUGAGUAUGCUUCUGCCACUGCACAUCCUUAUCCAGAUGUAAUACUGGUAGCACUUAAUGAUCCAGAUGAGCAGGUCCUGGAAGAAAACCAAGCUCUGGAAAUUUUCCAGGAAGAGAGUGGUGAUGCAAAGGGGAGGCCUCUGGAUGGAGCUCAAGGUCUGGAAGUUGUGCAGGGAGCUAGACUAGAGGCAGAGACAAGGAUCUUAGCUGAAGUUCAGCAUUUAGAACUAAAACAGGGCCAUGAUACCAAUGCAGCCACGCUGGCGUCCCCUGUUUCUGAGGUGCCUCUACAAAUUAGCACUCUAAAUUGGGAUACAGUGAUGCAAGAGGAUGUUCUCAUUCCAGAUGUGCAAUGGCUAGGUGGUUCGGGAAAGGCAGCCCAAAGUGAGCUCCUGGAGCAGGUCUCAUCACAGGCAGACAAGGUGAGGCUUCAUGCUGCUCCCCAGCAGCCACAGGAGAAGCCACCAUGUGUGACAGAAACCGAGCGAGUAGCUGCUGGACCUGCCGAGCCUCCAAAACAAGAGGUACCACCAGUGUCAGCCUUUUGCACAAGGGUCCAAGAGGAGGAAGAUACUGGGAAUGAUCUGCUGGGGAUGAAUCUCGGAGACAGCACACUGGUGGAUGCAGCCAACAGCAGGGUGCAGCCUCAAAGGCAUCUCUCAGGAGAGUGGAGGGAAGACCUUGAUGUUGGCCAACCAGAGAAGAAAAAAGAGAUUGGGCAGAAAAUGAGCCAGGAAGGUGAGCCCAGCCCAGGAGAGCCAGGAGCUAUGACUGUGAAUGGAGCAGGAGCUUCCCCAAGGGGCUCUUCUGAAGUCUCCCUGGACCCAGACUACUUGUACAAUGUGCUGUUUGUUGGUGAUUCCCAUGUGGGCAAAACAUCCUUUCUGUACCGGUUGCAUGCCAACACCUUCAACCCGCACCUCACUGCCACAGUAGGACUGGAUUAUCAGGUCAAAAGCCUCAUCGUGGACAACAAGCACUUUGCUCUCCGUCUAUGGGACUCAGCUGGGCAGGAAAGGUACCACAGCAUCACCAAGCAGUUCUUCCGGAAAGCAGACGGGGUGGUGCUGAUGUACGACAUCACGUCGCAGUACUCCUUCGCAGACGUGCGCUACUGGCUCAGCUGCAUCCAGGAGGGAGCAGAAGAUGGAGUCACUAUUCUGCUUCUUGGGAACAAAACGGACUGCGCUACAGAGAGACAGGUCCCUACUCAAGAGGCGGAACGCUUGGCUGAGGAGUAUCAGCUCAUAUUUUAUGAAUGCAGCGCUGCCUCGGGCCACAACGUUGCUGAGUCCAUGGUCAGCCUAAUCAGGUCACUCAAAGUUCGUGAAGAUCAAUUGAGAAAUAAGGCAGAAGAGGUACCAAAGCUGCCUCAGAAGAAAAAGGGCUGCUGCUGAUGAUGAACAGAGUCCCUGCUGUGGUCUGAAACUGCUGUGGCAGAAAAGCAAAAAAACAGUUCUUGACCACCAGCUCUGCUCCCUGUGUGCCUGUCUUGCCUGAGCUCCCUUGAUGCUGAGGGCAAAAAAUGCUGCAGAGGAGAGGGCUGUUGUCUGUCCUGCUCCCUGCUCAUCUCUGCAAUUGCCAGUCGCCAGAGAGCACAAACCCUCCAAGAGACUUAUUGGGAAACUGCACUGCCUUCACCUGAAGACCAAAACCAGGCUAAUGAAGGAGGCAGAAAGGAACCCAUCUGGAUCCAAGAUACUGGAACCAUCCUGGAAGCAGCAGGCGGCAAAACCCAGUCUCAGGAUAAAAGAAAUGAGUACAGGGAGUCAGCAGAAGGUUUAAGGCCAUUUGUGCUGCUGUGCAGUGGGGACUUUGGCUCUGUCUUUACAACCUGGUCAGAUUUGGUUUGGACCAAUGAAACAUGCUGUAUAUCCUAAGUGCACUGUGUAAGUCUCUCCAACUUGGCGAGGCAAAGCUGUUUUCCCCUCUUGCAGUUUACAUUGCGAGUGAUCAACAAUGGGUCCUGACUGAAAAAGAUUGAAAACUUUGAUCAAAAUACAUUGAAAAGCCCCAAGAGCAAGUCCGGGAUAACAGAAAGGGCACUGAGGUGGUGAGGUAUAUAGACAGAAAAAUGCUCAUGAGUCCUUGUUUCACUGCAGUGCACCCAGAGCAUAGUCUUGUACUGUCACAGCAAGCCCUCAGUAUGGGCAGGGAAAAGUGAGCUUCUGCACCCUGCUCUUUAAAAGUGAUACUUCUGAUGAAGUACUGAAUCUCAGUGUGACAUCUAAAAAAGGUACACAUCACAAUUUCUUUUUUUUUUUUAACAGCUUGAUGCAGAUAACUAUUUUUGCAGAGAAAGGCAUACAGACUAAAUAGAUAAGAAUACAAGUGUUACAUUUUCAUGUUUUUAUAUAUUACAAAAAAAAAAAAGUGUGUUUCUGAAUCUGUUAUAGCCCAGCUUUCCAGUGAAACAAGGCUUCAGAGCUCCUCAUGUAUGUACCUAGUUUCUCUUUCCCUGCUUCUAACAGUGACUGUUUUUAACCGUAUGUGAUAGGUAGUGAUAUCAAAGCUCCGAGAAAUUGCCACUUCUGUAUUAAUAAAGGCAGAAGUGACUGAGAGUAAUUCAUGUCCCCAUUGUUGAAAAGUUGUUAUUUAAGUUUAGUCUUUAUUAGGCAAUGGAAAAUGUGUGUGGUGAAGACUUGCAGUGCACAGUGCCAGGCAAGGAUAGACUGCCGUGGCCCUGCUCACAGAAUUACACAUUUAAACAGAGCACAUGUGCUGCUCGCAGCCCUGUCUGAGAAACACAGAGAGGUUUCCCUGCUGUCCCCGAAACCAGGUGACAUCCAAAAUCAGGCUGUGGCUUUAUUCCCUUAUUCUCAGGAAAAGUCAACUCUGUAUGAUCCACAAAAAGUGUUCAGAAUUGCUAAUGAUUUGCAGAUGGAGAUGAAUGGAGACCAAAGAAUGACCAUGCUCUGAAAAAUCAGGGUAACGAGCUCCACCAGGGAGGGUGGUAGGUACUGUCACUUUGCAGUGACAAUAGCUGAAGCAGCAGCAUCAGUACUGGCAGCUCUCUUAGACAUGCCAUCCCCUUUGCAGUGCCCCAACACCUCUGUAUCAUCAAAGCCCCCAUCCCCUAAGAGUCCUUCCCAAGCCCAUCCUUUUGCCAGUGGCCAUCCUCCACUGGCCCUAAUCUUUAAAGAACUUUAUUUGCUUAAUGCAACAUAUGACACCACUCCAUGGUGAUCCCCUUCUACCAUAUUUCAUUAUAGAAUGGUUUUAUUACUUGUUGCAUUGUGGGACCAGCCUGAAAAAUGCAACUACUCAGGAAGAGUUUACUUGGCUCAGCUCAGGGCUGUGGCUGGAUUCAGGAUAUCCAUAACAGGAUUUGUUUGUUCCCAUCUUCACUGUUUCUGCUGUUUUAUCUUAAAACAACAUAAAGCACACUUUGCAAGUCUAAUCUGUGAUGAGAGAAGCACCAUUUCAGCCUGAUCAGCCCAAGUGGGCUCCUUUCACUGGCUCUGUAAUGGUUCCUGGCUGCACGGCCACUGUGCAAAGCUGCCCAUGUGGUGAAGUUUGACGACAGAUCACCUUUUCCCUUUGCUCGGAUUGCAUGCAGCUGUUGCUGCUUUUCCUGCACAAUCUUGCUACUACACAAACGUUUUUAUCUGCCACAUAAAUGUGAGGAGUUGAGGCUGCCGAGGCUAAAUUCUCCCAUUAGAUGGCAGCAAAUGCAGCAAUACCUUCAAAUCGUGAAACUUUGCUGCUCCAGGGAAAGAACAGAGGGCUUGAACAGGGCCCAAAACAGUGAUCUGCAAAAGAAAAGGCUUCACAGAGCAGCAAAUAGAAAGAAAUGUCUGUUCUAUUUCACUGGAAAUAUGUCUAUAAAAGAGGAUUGACUUUGUGCCCAAAG
Messenger RNA from Cygnus olor (mute swan), 8848 nucleotides. RefSeq names its product RAB44, member RAS oncogene family (gene RAB44). The transcript is spliced from 16 exons. Gene Ontology annotation, molecular function: GTPase activity; GTP binding. Lineage: Eukaryota; Metazoa; Chordata; Aves; Anseriformes; Anatidae. The record is from RefSeq and is a predicted model, not a curated record. The coding region runs from base 1587 to 6392 and encodes 1601 amino acids.